AUGGCUUUUCUCCGACGCCUUUUUGGUUUGUCGGACAAGAAGAAGCCGCCGAGGUGGUACGAGCGCGUCAGGAGGGAUGUGGACCCCGAAGAGGUCUGGUCGGUGCUGGGUGAACUGGGUGACGGUGCCUUUGGCAAGGUCUUUAAGGCACAGAACAAGGUGACGGGGGCGUUGGCAGCCGCCAAGGUGAUCGACACCCCAAGCGAGGAGGAGCUGGAGGACUACAUGGUGGAGAUCGAGAUCUUGGCUUGCUGUGACCAUCCCAACAUCACCAAGCUGCUGGAUGCGCUCUACUGGGACGGGCGGCUCUGGCACGGCCACAAGAUCAUCCACAGGGAUGUGAAAGCUGGAAAUGUCCUGCUCACCCUCGAUGGGGACGUCAAACUGGCUGAUUUUGGUGUCUCAGCCAAAAACUCCAGCACUGUCCAGCGCCGGGUGUCCUUCAUUGGCACCCCGUACUGGAUGGCCCCGGAGGUGGUGCAGUGUGAGACGUCCAAGGAGAGCCCCUACGGCUACAAGGCUGACAUCUGGUCACUGGGCAUCACGCUGAUCGAGAUGGCUGAGAUGGAGCCCCCCUACCAUGAGCUGAACCCCUUCCGGGUGCUGCUGAAGAUCACCAAGUCCCAGCCACCCACCUUGCGUCACCCCAAGAGGUGGUCUGAAGACUUCAAGGACUUCCUGAGGAAAUCCUUGGAGAAGAGCCCUGAGGCGCGGUGGUCGGCCAGCCAGCUCCUGCAGCACCCCUUUGUGGCCGGCAUCUCUGACAAGCGGCCACUCCGGGAGCUGGUGGCCGAAGCCCAGGCUGAUGUGCUGGAGGAGGAGGAGGAUGAAGAGGAAGGUCCAGUCCCCUUGCCAGGGCAGGAACAUGGAGAGUCCUCCUGCCCCCUGGCACCAGGGGAUCUCCUGGAGCACCAGCUCCCAGACACCAUGGGGAGUGUCGUUGAGGAGCCGGGAAUCCCAUCUGAUGUUCAGGUGGUGGUAGAGCCCAGGACCAAGACAGCAUCAGAGUUCUUGAAGCAAAUGAAGAGGAGGUCCUUGCCUGCGGGCUCCCUGGUGGCAGCCCUGGACCUGUGGACCAUGGGGACCAAAACCCAAAGCUUCAAGUCACUAACAGAGCAUCAGCACCAGGUUACUCGGUCAUUGCUAGACCUGAAGGCUGAGGUUGGCUCCACUGGGGCAGAAGAUGACCUGGGGAAGGAUGGUGAUGGAGCAGGAAGGGCACCCAUGGGACCUGAGGGUGCUGGUGAGACUGAGCUGGUGGAGGAGAGGGUGCCACGAGGUGAAGAAUCGCUGAUGCCCAGUGGGGUGGAGGAGGUAGUGGUGGGGUCAGAUGUUCCCAAGGGGUGGCAGGAGCCCCUGGUCAGAGAGAAGAACGAGGAGAGAAACUCAGCCAUGUGUGAACCCAUCACUGACCCUCUGGACCUGGUUGAGCAGGAGGUGGGGAGGACUGAGGAGGAAGCCACAGACAAUGCUGCAACUGGGGAUGAAACUUCUCCCAAGGAGGCCCUGGUGUCAGCAGAAGUGAAAGUGGAAGAGGAUGUUGUAAAAGGGUGUUUGCUUGGAGACCGUGAACCAGUGGGAGAUGCAGCCAGCCCAGGGGAGGAGCUGGAGGCAGCCUCUGCAGCAUGUGCAGGAGAGGGACCUGCAAGUGAGGAGGUCCAAAAUUCAGCAGAGGAUCCUUCCCCUUUGGAGAUCCCAGGACCUGCUGAAGAAGAAACACAAGACAAAGCAGAAAACAGCCCAAGAGGCAACCAGCCAGGAACUGCUCAUGGGGAUGGUUGGAAAGGACAAGAUGGGAAUGAUGGAGAGCUUGGAGAAGAAGGGGUGCAGGUUGCUCCAGCUCCUGACGGGCCAUCAAGUAAUGGAUCUGGAGAGGAGAUGGGUGGCUUAGAGGGUCACAGAGCAGUGCCAGAGCCCCAGGAAGCCCUUGGUGGACAUCCAAAGGCCACAAAGACCAUGAGCUUUGACUCUGCCCUUGUCCGCACCUCUUCCCAGGCGCGGGCAGUGUGGGAAGUAGGGAACACACCAGAUCCAUCCAUCAUGUCAAAGCAAGGAGAGGAACCAUCCCCUGUGGAAAACCCUGCAGAUGCACAAGGUGCAAGUGCCCUCUCUGCAGCAGCGCAACCUUUCUCCUCUGCCGGGGAAGCCCAGCAGGAACCUGCCUCACUCCAAAGGACAGUCAAGAAGACCCGGAGGUUUGUGGUGGAUGGGGAGGAGGUGAGUGUGACGACUGCCAGAACCGUUGGCAAGGCCGCGGCAAGGGAUGAGAUGGUGCGCUCAGCUCGGCGCCAAGAGCUCCGUGAGCUGCGAGUGCUGCAGAAGGAAGAGCAGCGAGCUCAGAGCCAGCUGGAGCAGAAGUUUCACCAGCAGCGUGAGCAGAUGUUUCGUCACAUUGAGCAGGAGAUGACGAGGAAGAAGGAGUUUUAUGACCGGGAGGUGGAGAGCUUGGAGCGGCGCUAUCGGCAGCUGAAGGAACGUCAGGAGCUCAAGUACACGGUGAGGCUGCGUGAUGAGGCCAAGCGCCUCAAGUCCCUCCAGGAGAAGGACUGUGGGAGGAGGAUGCAAGAGCUGAAGGGCGAUGGGACAGAGGAGCAGCGGUUCCUGCAGCAGCAGCAGGAGGAACUCAACGCAGCCUUGCAGAGAGUUGUCCAGGAGCACAAGAAGAAGAUGAUGUCCAUCAACUGGGAGUGCAUCAGCAAGAUCCAUAGCCUCAGGAGAGCCCGCGAGUCAGUGGUGUGGAACAUGGAGCAAGGGCACCUGCAGGAGAAGUACCAGCUCUUCAGGCAGCAGGUCAAGGAGCAACAUGCGCUGCAGAGGCAGCAGCUCCACAAGCGCCAUGAGAAGGAGACAGAGAGGAUGAACCGCUUCCACCAGCUCUUGCUGGAGGAGCUGAGGAGCCAGCAGGCACAGGAGCGGGCUCAGCUGCUGAAAAGCCAACGCUGUGAUGCCAAAAUCCGCCUGGCCCUCUUCAAGGACAACCUGAAGAUCCAGGAGGUUAAUGGGGCCAAGCAGAAGGAGAAGGCCAAGCAGUUCGUGCAGCAGGAGGAGCGGCGGCAGCGAGCGGAGGCGCAGGAGCAGCAGGAGCAGCAGGAGAAGCAGCUUCAAGUUCUGCAGCAGCAGCAGGUGGAGAACCUGGCCGAGCUGGAGCAGAUGCAGAGGGAGAAGAUGAAGCUCUUGGCAGAGCAGGAGAGGAGGCAGCUGGGGCGGUUGGACCAGGAGCACAUCAUGGAGCUCAGCGAGUGGAAGCAACGGUUGGCUGCACGCAAGGAGCACUGGAGCCCGGUCCAGGCUCCACCUGUUCUCCACUCACCUCAUCAGAAACCUGAGGGCAAAAAUAAGCCCUCACGGCCUUGA
Antrostomus carolinensis (chuck-will's-widow) is the source of this 3354-nucleotide messenger RNA. Its product is annotated as serine/threonine-protein kinase 10-like. Lineage: Eukaryota; Metazoa; Chordata; Aves; Caprimulgiformes; Caprimulgidae. The record is from RefSeq and is a predicted model, not a curated record. Gene Ontology annotation, molecular function: ATP binding; protein serine/threonine kinase activity. Gene Ontology annotation, biological process: protein phosphorylation. Bases 1 to 3354 code for a protein of 1117 amino acids. The transcript is spliced from 18 exons.